Messenger RNA from Trematomus bernacchii (emerald rockcod), 2505 nucleotides. RefSeq names its product zinc-binding protein A33-like. Bases 1 to 1080 code for a protein of 359 amino acids. Gene Ontology annotation, molecular function: protein binding. The transcript is spliced from 2 exons. Lineage: Eukaryota; Metazoa; Chordata; Actinopteri; Perciformes; Nototheniidae. The record is from RefSeq and is a predicted model, not a curated record.
AUGGAAGGAUAUGAAAGAAAGAAGGCAGAGUUGGGGAAGACGCAGGCUGAAACUCAGCAGAUGAUCCAGAAGAGACAACUGAAGAUUGAGGAGAUCAAACACUCAGUGGACCUCAGUGAGAAAGAAGCAGACAGAGAGAUAGCAGAAGGUGUUCAGGUCUUCACUGCUCUGAAACAGUCUGUUGAGAGAGGCCAGGCCAAUCUCAUCAACACGAUCAAAGUGAAGAAGAAAACAACUGAAAAAAAGGCUGAAGCUUUAAUCAAAGAGUUGGAACAGGAAAUCUCUGAGCUGAAGAAGAGAAGCUCUGAGGUAGAGCAGGUCACACACUCUGAAGACCACCUGCAUUUUCUACAAAGUGUCAAGUCCCUAAACAUUCAACACCGACAACCCUCCAAGGACUUGAGAAAAUUCCGUUUGACCCCAGCGGUAUAUGAGGGGACAGUGGUAAAGGCUGUGGCUAAGGUAGAGGAGAUGUUCAGUAAAGAGAUGAAGAAGCUGCUUGAAGCUGAGCUGAAGAGGAUCCAGAAGUAUGCAGUGGAUGUGACUCUUGACCCUGAUACAGCCUAUCCCAGUCUCAUCCUGUCUGAUGAUGGAAAACAAGUGAGGUAUGGUGAUGUUCAAAAGAAACUCCCAGACAACCCAGAGAGAUUUUCUGAUUGUAAUUGUGUUUUAGGAAAGCAGAAUUUCUCUUCAGGCAGAUUUUACUUUGAGGUUCAAGUUAAAAGAAAGACUGGAUGGGAUUUAGGAGUGGCCAGAAAGUCGAUCAACAGGAAGGGAGAGAUCAUAUCGACCCCUAAAGAUGGUUACUGGACUAUAUGUUUGAGAAAUGGAAAUGAGUACAAAGCUCAAGGUGCUCCUUCAGUUCUUCUCUCUCUGAAGUCUCGGCCUCAGAAGGUGGGGGUGUUUGUGGAUUAUGAGGAGGGUCUGGUCUCCUUUUAUGACGUAGAUGCUGCAGCUCUGAUCUACUCCUUUACUGGCUGCUCCUUCACUGAGAAACUCUACCCAUUCUUUGGUCCUGGUGAUAAAUGUGGCCGUAAAAACUCAGCCCCUCUGAUCAUCUCUCCUGUCAGAGUCACCUAAUCACUCAUCUUAUUUCAUGUGUUGAUUUGUUUUCAUUCAAGGAAACAAACAUCGAUAUUUAGAGUAUUUUCUACAAAAUAAGUUUAAUGUGGUGAUUGAUUAACAUAUGGUUUAGAUUCUGUAUACAACACAUAAGUGGAUGCAUUAAUCUACUCAACAAUCAAAUAAUUAUCUCUUCAACACUUUAUCGUAACACAUGUGGAGAAUAUCUAUGAACGUUGGAAAAAGCUAUAGAUUUAUUUUAACUUUAAAAAAAAAGGUUGUUUCUAAUGACACCAAAUUUGUCAAGCUAUAGUUAGAAUUGAUAAAAACAUUAAAUGGUUUAUAAUUAAUUGUGUCAUGAAGCUUCAUUUAAGAGAAAGGCCUUUUAAUGCCUCUACUGUGUACUACAUUUAAUAUGUGUAAUAGUUAAACUGCUAGAAAACUAAAAUGAAGCUAAAUAAUAUGAUAAAUCCUCAUUUGUGUUCAAAUGGUUUGGUUAAUAACUGUUAACUUGUAUAUCUACAUGCCAGGUUUUAUAUUGAUUACUGCUAAAAAGGCUUAUGAAUCAAAGACAUCUGUAAAUAUGUGAUUGUGAGUUAAGAAAACAGUAAAAUAAACUAGAUGUUUGGUCUGAGAAAGCAGGGACUCGAGCACUAAACACUGAACAGGAAGGCCUGGUUUACACAUCAUUUGUAUUUCAUGACACAUUUCCUGAGGCUAAUUCACAUUAAAAAAAUAUAAGUUGAUGGCUUUUUGUGUGAAGAGCUUGGAGGAUGAAAUGUUUGUUUCCACUAGCAGUGAUUGGAUAUUGGCUGUAGAGCAGAAAGCAGUGGGGCUGAUAUCAGUGAGAUAGCAUUCACUUUUACGAGUGAAGGCAGUCACUAUAACACAAAAACUACUCUUUACAAUGAGGUAACUAACUACAGAGUUUAGUAUUAUACAAGUAUUUAUGCCAACAACUCAUAUGAGGAAAAAUUAGGUUUGAUUUGAUGACAUUUUUUAAGGAUAUAACAGUUUGAUUUAAGCCCUACCAUUUGCUUCCUGUAGUUUUGUCAUAUUUUUUAUAAAACUAGUUUCCCCCUUUGUGAUAUAAAAAGCUGAAUCAACAUGAUGUCCUACAUUUGUUUGCAUUGUGUCAACACUUAUGUGUGUUUGUUGUGCGUGGUAGAAACAACUGGGUGAAAUGUGAUGAGGGUCACAUGACUAACGGGGGUUGGCCAAAAGCCAGAACACACCUCUUCCCAGGUUCUCAGUUUUAACUCAUCAUGCAUACACGAAACCCUCCUUUUCUUAUACUUUGAAAAAAUGCCUUUUCAAAUGAUUUGCCUCCCAGCACAUUUUUAUAAUCAUUGAAUUAAACAAGAACUCAAUGUGAAACGGAUUAAAUAUGUUGUCUUUCAUCCAAGAUAAGUACAAUUUUAAAUAAAAAAAUAUAUAUACUAA